Pteronotus mesoamericanus is the source of this 2235-nucleotide messenger RNA. Its product is annotated as double-strand-break repair protein rad21 homolog. NCBI's taxonomy places the organism in Eukaryota, Metazoa, Chordata, Mammalia, Chiroptera, Mormoopidae. The record is from RefSeq and is a predicted model, not a curated record. Gene Ontology annotation, biological process: replication-born double-strand break repair via sister chromatid exchange; sister chromatid cohesion. Gene Ontology annotation, molecular function: protein binding; chromatin binding. Gene Ontology annotation, cellular component: meiotic cohesin complex.
AUGUCGCCUGUGGUAACGUGGAAAAGAGAACAUGCACUUGAUGACCGUGUGGAUCUGGCUGAGGGGAGGCUUCCUCCCAGCUCCGGCCCUGCGCCCCGUCUUCCUCACGAGGGCCUGGUGGUGGCCAAGUGGAGCCUCAGCCUGCACCUGGCCUUCAGCAACUGGUUAGAACUUUUAGCAGAAACCUUACCCUCUUGUGUGGUGGCGCUGUCUCCAUCCUGCGCCACAGAGUCGGAAGGCCGUAGUGAGCUAGUCGUGAAGCUUCCUUUUGGGGACACAGUCGCAUCCUUUGCGUCCUUAUCAAUUGGAAAUGGGGGCCACCACCAGUCAACCAGAACAGUGUUCUACGCACAUUUUGUCCUCAGUAAAAGAGGGCCUCUGGCCAAGAUUUGGCUAGCGGCCCACUGGGAGAAGAAGCUAACCAAAGCCCAUGUGUUUGAGUGUAAUCUAGAGAGCAGCGUGGAGAGCAUCAUCUCACCAAAGGUGAAGAUGGCACUCUGAACAGCAGGGCACCUCUUCCUGGGAGUAGUUCGAAUCUACCACAGAAAAGCCAAAUACCUCCUUGCAGACUGUAAUGAAGCAUUCAUUAAGAUAAAGAUGGCCUUUCGGCCAGGUGCUGUCGAUCUGCCUGAGGAGAACCGAGAAGCUGCUUACAAAGCCAUCACUUUGCCUGAAGAAUUUCACGACUUUGAUCAGCCACUGCCUGACUUAGGUGACAUCGAUGUGGCCCAGCAGUUCAGCCUGAACCACAGUAGGGUGGAAGAGAGAACGAUGAGAGAAGAAGUUGGGAACAUCAGUAUUCUGCAAGAAAAUGAUUUUGGUGACUUUGGGAUGGAUGAUCGUGAGAUAAUGAGAGAAGGAAGCGCUUUCGAGGAUGAUGACAUGUUAGUCAGCACCAGUGCUUCUCACCUCCUGUUGGAGCCUGAACAGAGCACCAGCAAUCUGAAUGAGAAAAUUAACCAUUUAGAAUAUGAAGACCAAUACAAGGAUGACAAUUUCGGAGAAGGAAAUGAUGGUGGCAUAUUCGACGACAAACUUAUUAGUAAUAAUGAUGGCGGUAUCUUCGAUGACCCUCCCGCCCUGUCUGAGACAGGGGUCAUGUUGCCAGAACAGCCUGCACCUGAUGAUAGGGAUGAGGAUGAUAAUGUAUCAAUGGGUGGGCCUGACAGACCCGAUUCAGUGGAUCCUGCUGAACCAAUGCCAAGUAUGACUGAUCAGACGACACUUGUUCCGAAUGAGGAAGAAGCCUUUGCUUUGGAACCUGUUGACAUCACGGUCAAAGAAACAAAAGGCAAGAGGAAGAGGAAGCUGAUUGUUGACAGUGUCAAAGAGUUGGAUAGUAAGACAAUUAGAGCCCAACUUAGUGAUUAUCCCGACAUAGUUACCACUUUGGACCUGGCACCGCCCACCAAGAAAUUGAUGAUGUGGAAAGAGACAGCGGGAGUGGGAAAACUCUUCUCCUUACCUGCCCAGCCUUUGUGGAAUAAUAGACUACUGAAGCUCUUUACACGCUGUCUUACACCUCUAGUUCCAGAAGAUCUUAGAACAAGGAGGAAAGGAGGAGAGGCUGAUAAUUUGGAUGAAUUCCUCAAAGAAUUUGAAAAUCCAGAGGUUCCCAGAGAAGACCAGCAACAGCAACAUCAGCAGCGUGAUGUUAUCGAUGAGCCCAUUUUGGAAGAGCCAAGCCGCCUGCAGGAAUCAGUGAUGGAGACCAGCAGAACAAACUUGGAUGAGUCGGCCAUGCCCCCACCACCACCUCAGGGAGUUAAGCGGAAAGCAAGCCAGAUCGACCCAGAGCCUGUGAUCCCUCCUCAGCAGGUAGAGCAGAUGGAAAUACCUCCUGUAGAGCUGCCCCCAGGAGAGCCUCCAAAUAUCUGUCAGUUGAUUCCAGAGUUAGAUCUUCUACCCGAGAAGGAGAAGGAGAAAGAGAAGGAAAAAGAAGACGAGGAGGAGGAGGAGGAUGAAGAUGCUUCGGGGGGUGAUCAAGAUCAAGAAGAAAGAAGAUGGAACAAAAGGACUCAGCAGAUGCUUCAUGGCCUUCAGCAAGCUCUUGCUAAAACUGGAGCUGAAUCUACCGGUUUGCUUGAGUUAUGUCGAAACACGAACAGAAAGCAGGCCGCAGCAAAGUCCUACAGUUUCUUGGUUCUUAAAAAGCAGCAAGCUAUUGAGCUGACACAGGAAGAGCCGUACAGUGACAUCGUUGCAACACCUGGACCCAGGUUCCACAUUAUCUGA